AAAUUUAUAGUCAAAUAUAACAAAAAUCAGCAUAACAAAACGCGUGAUCCACAUAUAUAUACAUUUAAUACAACGGACAUAGACAAAAUUAAACAUUUUUUGGAUUGACAUCGAAAAUCACUUAUUUGCCAGUCAUAUUCCAAAUUGUCGCCAUGACUUAGCUGCACCUGUAUUCACGCAAAUACUGAAAGCUUAAUGAACUCAUUUAAGUGGGAGGUCUUCCGCAUGUACUCCCAAUAAUUUGAAAGCCAAGGUGUGGAAUGGACUCAAAGUAUUUUAUAUCUGGAAAAAGUACUAUCACAGUACCCUCCAAACGAAAAAUAAAGUUGAAUGAUUUGACGGACCAAAAAUGUCUUUAUUUGCAAACAAAACAACUAUCGGGAUGUUCUAUUGAAGAGGAACGAAAAAAAUUGCCAGUUUUUAAUUGUCGUGACAGAAUUUUGAAGGAAUUAGAAACGAACGACACAUUAUUAAUAAUGGGUGAGACAGGCUCGGGAAAGACAACACAGAUCCCACAAUUUCUACUUUAUUCAGCCCAUGCGCGUAACGGUGUUAUUGCAGUCACGCAACCUAGGCGAGUUGCCGCUAUUACAAUUGCUAAGCGGGUUGCACAAGAGUUGUCAACCACUGUUGGUGACAUCGUCGGUUACACCGUACGAUUCGAAGAUAUGACAUCACAUAAAACUCGAAUCAGAUUUUUGACAGAUGGCGUUUUAUUACGUGAAGCUAUAUGUGAUCGACUUCUACGGAAAUAUUCUAUAAUUAUGUUAGACGAAGCUCAUGAGCGCACUGUGAAUACUGAUGUUCUUCUUGGAAUAGUUAAAGAAGCUCAACACAAAAGAUGUAUUCAAAAACUACCUGGAUUAAAACUUAUAAUUACCUCAGCAACAAUGGAUAUAGAUCAUUUUGGAAAAUACUUAAAUGUGCGUGGAAUGUAUUUAGAAGGUCGAACUCAUUCAGUUCGUGUGCUGAACACAAAAGAGCAUCAAGCAGACUAUAUGCAUGCAGUACUAGUUACCGUUUUUGAAGUUCAUCGUACUACUCCAAUCAAUCAUGACAUUUUAAUAUUCUUAACUGGAAAAGAAGAAAUUGAGGUAUUGGCACAACAAAUACGUCAACUGGCAAAGAUAAAUAGUGUUGGAUCUUCUGAUGUUCGUGUAUUUACGUUGUAUUCUCAGUUGGCUCAAGGAAAACAACUGGAAUGUUUUUUGCCAGUUCCUCUAAAUACUCGGAAAAUUGUAAUAGCUACAAAUAUUGCGGAAACAUCAAUUACCAUUCCUGGAAUACGUUGCGUCAUUGACUGUGGGUUUGUUAAAGAAAAGUCAUACAGCCCUACUUCCGGUCUAGAUAUUUUGCAAACUGUUCGUAUAUCAAAAGCACAAGCCUGGCAAAGAAGUGGUCGUGCAGGUCGAGAUGCUCCGGGGACCUGUUAUCGUACAUAUACUAAGGAAGAAAUGUUAUCAUUCGAAAAUUCAGCUGAACCAGAAAUUCUAAGAGCUAAUCUGACCUCUACAACUCUACAACUCUUAGCGUUGGGAAUCAACAUACAAGACUUUAACUUAUUAGAUUCACCAAAUGUGAAAUGUAUUAGUAAUGCUUAUACCACAUUAGAAAACCUUGGUGCUAUUAAAAGUGCGAAAUUGCCCAAUAUCACAAGUUUGGGUCGAUUAAUGUCUCAGUUUCCACUAGACCCAAAGUACUCUAAGUUGUUGUUAUCAGCGCCAACUUUUGGCUGCAUGGAGGAAAUGCUGAGCUUGGUUGCCGUUCUAUCAACCGAAAAUAUAUAUGUGAAUCCCCCAGACAAAAUGGAAUUAGCCACAUUGGCGCAUGCGAAAUUUAAAUCAAAAUAUGGCGAUCAUCUUACUCUUCUAAACAUCUAUAAGUGUUUUGAAAAAACAGAAAAAACAAAGCUGUGGUGUCACGAUAAUUUUUUAAAUAUACGAAAUCUUAUAUAUGCACGUAAUGUGCGUUGCCAACUAUUAGAAAUUAGCACAAAAUUGGGACUCUCUUUUAACAGCUGUGGGGAAAACUUGGAUUCUGUGAGAAAGUGCCUUAUAACUGGUUUAUUUGGCAAUAUUGCCGUACUUCAAAAAGACGGUGAAUAUCUUACAAUUACUGGUCGCCAUAGAGCAAAAAUUCACCCAUCUAGUGUUUUACAUGGAUCUUAUAAGCCAAAAUGUGUCAUAUUUGCAGAAAUGGUACUUACUGGUCGUAACUUUCUACGCCAAGUCGUUGAAAUAAAUUCUGAAUGGGUAGAGGAUGUUGUACCUUUUAUUAAAGAUCUAAGCUACAUAAAUAUUGAAAAAUAAAAAAUUAAAAUGAAAAUGGUAAA
Messenger RNA from Scaptodrosophila lebanonensis, 2332 nucleotides. RefSeq names its product ATP-dependent RNA helicase DHX33 (gene ath). The transcript has 6 exons. Bases 261 to 2309 code for a protein of 682 amino acids. Gene Ontology annotation, biological process: positive regulation of transcription by RNA polymerase I. Gene Ontology annotation, molecular function: ATP binding; RNA binding. NCBI's taxonomy places the organism in Eukaryota, Metazoa, Arthropoda, Insecta, Diptera, Drosophilidae. Gene Ontology annotation, cellular component: intracellular anatomical structure; nucleolus. The record is from RefSeq and is a predicted model, not a curated record.